AUGCUACCUUUCGCAGUGGUGGGCAGCACCGAGGAGGCCAAGGUGAAUGGACGUACCUUGCGUGUUCGUCAAUACCCUUGGGGUUGUGUGCAGGUCGAAAACGAGGCGCAUUGUGACUUUGUGCGUCUGCGUGAGAUGCUAUUGCGGGUGAACAUGGAGGACUUGCGCGAGCGAACGCAUACGGUGCACUACGAGACGUAUCGGAAGCGGCGUCUCUCGGAGAUGGGAUUUAGGGAUGAUGAGAAGAUAUCGUUGCAGGUCGUUCGCCUCAAACAGGAGUCGUGUCACGCCAUUUACUUCAAUUCACCAGUCUCAAUUAUUGUUGGCACCUUCAAGAGCUCCUUGCUGCAGGGACCCAAAUUUAAGGUUGAAGGCCAAGUUUAA
Molecule: messenger RNA, 384 nt
Organism: Hydatigera taeniaeformis
Lineage: Eukaryota; Metazoa; Platyhelminthes; Cestoda; Cyclophyllidea; Taeniidae
Source: the annotation of a GenBank genome assembly